UUUGUUUAGAUCAGUGUGCGACAAAAAUGUCUUCGUUAUCCGUGUAUUUCACUGAUGAACGCGAUGCAUUAGUCUCCAGUUCUAGCGAAGCAGCUCAAAGUUUCUGUGACGACAAGGGCAUCAGGGUAGAUCGUAGAGUAAGAAGGCAGAGGACUUUUAGAAAUCGUGGAUCGUUUAUUAGCGGAAGUCGAAAAACGUUCAGGCAAUCUAAGAGAUAUGAGCGAUCGCUUUGGCUUUAUGCAACCGUCUCACUUGUUAAAUGAGCGAAAUGACGAACGAAUUAAAAAGCAGAUCCAAAAUUUUUCUCUACUUUACGGUGAAGUUAUGCCUGAAAGUCUCAUUGAAGAAGUAAAACGGUUGCGGAGGCUCAUGCAUAGUUUCCAAAUUGAUCGGCAACGUAUAACUCAAGAUGACCCAAGAAACUGGGAUGUCCUUCAACUGUUAAAAUGGAUUGUGAAGUGGGCUCUGGUAGAGUCACUGCCAAAUCUUACAAUCUCACUUCGCAUUUGCCUCACGAUUUGCGUAUCCGUCGCAAGCUGCGAACGGAGCUUUUCGAAGCUAAAACUUAUUAAAACUUACCUUAGAUCAACUAUGAGUCAAACUAGAUUGAGCAACUUGGCCAUCCUCUCUAUAGAGCGGGAAGUCGCAGAGGAGAUGGACACCGAGCAAAUCAUUCACGACUUUUCAGUUAUGAAAGUAAGAAAGAUGUAAUGUGUCAUUAGACACCAUAAUAAAGUGUUUUCGUUGGACCAUAAUAAAAAAAUUCUUUUUCUUUUCUUUUC
This is a messenger RNA of Penaeus monodon (black tiger shrimp), 782 nucleotides long. RefSeq lists its product as uncharacterized. The record is from RefSeq and is a predicted model, not a curated record. Lineage: Eukaryota; Metazoa; Arthropoda; Malacostraca; Decapoda; Penaeidae. The coding region runs from base 217 to 711 and encodes 164 amino acids. Gene Ontology annotation, molecular function: protein dimerization activity. The transcript has a single exon.